CCUGAGAUCUUAUCUCAGUGAUUUAUUAGUGGCACUUAUCGCAGAAAGUGGGUAAUCCUCAUGGCCUGAGGGGUUCGAGGGACGAUUUCUUGUGUGUACCCAGUGUCACUAGGCGACCGCAACUGACCGCCGCCGGCUGACCAGAUGACCAACUUAUUAGGCAGUCUAUUCGUGUGACGGCACCUACCACUUGAACCGCGGGGGCGAGUUUUGGGGGUGAGUGCCAAAUAUGAGGAAGAUAUCUUCAAUUCUCCUAGAAGCUUCGAGUGAAAUUUAGAGAAAAAUGUUGAAUUUGUUAGAAUGGUUGCAUGUCAAAGGCUUCUUUUGCCGCCUCUCAGAGUGUGCGAUGCGCUCGCUGCUGUUGGUUUGCUGCAGUCCUCUUCCUUUUCUGGUUGCUGCCGUGCCGCGGUUCGAUCCUUCGGCGCUUCUGAACAAUGUCCUCGUCCCUGCAGAUGCUUCCGUUGGAUCCGUCAUUUACAGACUAAGAGCUUCGGACCCAACCUAUGACUACCCUUUAACUUUCACCAUAAAGGGUGACUACACGGCAGUUUCUGUGGAAUCUCUUAAUUGCACUCGCUUCAAUUCCGUGUGCCAGGCUAAUGUGAUAGUUCGGAAAAAACUGGAACCGUCCAGAUAUUAUGACUUUACUGUGAAUGUGGAAAGUGUCAAUGGUGCUAGUGCUAGUAUAAACUGCUCAUUUCGGGCUACGAACGCUACCACCCCCUGGGGAGAAAUUUUUCCUGGUGCUCCAACUCUUUUUACGGUUUCGGAGAAAGCCAGAAGAAAUACUGACCUAGGCUCUGUGAUAGCAAGAGGAAAUCCAGUUCUUCCAGAUCCAGUGUAUUUGGAGCUGUGGGGUUCACCCCAAUUUGCCCUCCAUCAACGCUUGAUAAAUUUGAGAGAUGCAGAAGGCACAAUUGUACUUCUGAGUCAACUUGAUUAUGAAGUUAAGACCGUCCAUCACUUGACUGUGCUCUCGAAUAAUCCAUUUACCGACGUUAGAACAGAUACCAGAAAUAUAGCAGGAUGGCCCCUGCUGGUGGUAGUGCUAGACGAACAAGAUACGCCCCCUGUAUUCACCCUGGCACCGCCGACUACUGUUUUGAACCCUUCUUUGACACCGGGUGAUCUUAUACUACAGGUCAAAGCUGAAGACGGCGAUAGAGGAAAGCCAAGAGAUAUUCGAUAUGGCCUGGUAUCGGAUGGAAGUCCUUUUUACAAUUUUUUCGAGAUAGAUGAACAAACAGGUGAGCUCCGUUUGGCCCGACCCCUAUCAGAAAUUAUAGCAGCCAGUCAUAUGAAUCAGCCCAUACUGUUAACUGUUGUUGCGGAGGAAGUGAGAGGAGAUGCGGAGGAGCCUCCAGCACAAUCCACCACUGUCCGGUUGGCCUUGAUACCACCAGGAGUGACUGCUGGUUCGCCAACCUUUGGCUCUUCAGAGUACAACGCCUUCUUGGACGAAAAUGCACCAUCUGGUACGUUUUUGAAGCUUCCUCAAGCGAACAUACGGACCCAACCUGGAGAUGUUGUCACUUUGGAACUGAUCAACAACAACGGAACAUUCGACAUCACGCCGAGUGUAGUUGAGGGACAGUCUGAAUUUCAAAUAAGUGUUCAUGAUCCAAAACUGCUAGACUACGAAGAAAGAAAGUCAGUAAUUUGUGAAAUAGUCGCAAAGGAAAUCGGCACUGGAAAUUUCACGGCCAAAGCAAAACUGACAGUUCUACUGAACGACGUGAAUGACAACGCUCCAGAAUUUCUUCAGGAAGUAUUCAUUGGAUCUGUGCCGGAGAACGCAGUAGCUGGUACCACAAUUCUGCUAGUUGAGGCUGCAGACAUCGACUCGGAACCCGGAAACAAAAUACGCUACACUUCCCUGACUGGUCCAGGAUCCCACCUUUUCAAAUUAGAACCAGAAACCGGAGUUAUCACCCUCGCAGCAUCCGAUUCUCUGGACGCUGAAACCACCGCAGCCUUCGAAUUGACGGUAGGAGCUACCGACGAAGACGGCAACGGAAAGAGCUCCUUUGCUAAAAUUAUAGUUAACCUCAUUGACAUCAACGACGAGAGCCCUGUGUUCGAAAAAGAUAUUUACGAAUUCAUUGUGAAUCCCGACAAAACAGGGUUCACAUCCGAUGCUGUAAUAAAAGCUAUAGAUAAAGAUAUCACUUCGCCGAACAAUGAGGUUAGAUAUGAAAUUGUCAAUCCCAUAGAUGGUCUGGUGUUGAAUGAUGUCCUUGGAGAAUUUGGGCUCACUAAAACUUGGAGACCAACGGAAAUGGUGACUCUGAAAGCAAGAGCGUGGGACGGCGGUAUCCCAAGACUGUCGGGCCUCUGCGAAGUAAGAAUUUAUCCACCAGAAACUAAUUCGAGAAUGAUGACAUUCAUAGUUCCCGGAAGAGAUCCAGACACUGAAGUUAUUGCAGAUAUCUUGAGGACCAUCACUGGUGCCAAGGUCACCAUUAAUGACGUAAGGCCAUACAGAGGUUAUGAGCCUGAUGCCACAGAUAUCAGCAAAGAUACAGAUACGGAAAGGAGUGUGGUUGUGACCACUGUGAACUAUUCAAAAGGAAGUAUUAUCGACGUCAAGAAGAUUCAAGAUAUCCUUGAUCAAGAGUAUAGAGUGAGACGUGGCGAGAUGGAAGUGAAAGAGGCUGGAGGUGGCAGUAUGCUGUGGCUCCUCCUUCUCCUCCUGUUUCUACUUAUUCUGUUGGCCCUCAUUUUGCUUUGUUGUUGUCUCUGGGACAAAUGCCCAUGUUACGCAUCCUUGAAUAGGCGUCGAAAGGUUCGAUCAGCGGAAGCAAUCAAAAUCAUAACGACCAGCCCAGGUCAAGGACAUGAAAGCAAAUCUGUGCAGGUAGCAGAAUGGUUUGGUAGAAGGGAGGCAUGGACACCGGAACCGGCCACCCUGGAAGUGGAAUCCCUCAAGCGGCAUGAGAUGGAAAGGGGUUCAGAUAGAAGCAGAGUUCAGUUCCAGAAAACACAACAGGCUAAUGAAUACUAUGUGCGAGAAGGAAAUGCAGAUAUUUUACGCCUCUACACCUCAAGAGAAAACGCCCCUCACCACCGUUCAGUGGCUUUGGCACCAGAGAAUACCUACCUACCAGACAGCGGAAAAGACAUCCUUAUGCGUAGGUUCAUGGAUCAACAACAGCAUGAUAAUCAGAAGCAAGAAAUGUUGCUACCGAACGCGGCAGUAAUUAGACUACAAUCAGAACAUGAAGCACUCGAGGCUUCGUUGAGGGAACAGAACGCCAUGCUCAAGCAGAUACUGCAAGAAAGAGAACGGGAGCUCAAACUGGAAACACAAUCCUUGCCAGCAGGAACGCAAACUGACCAAGAUGCUGGAACUCAGACCGAUCCUCACUUAUUCCUUCCACCAAGAAGGGAGGUACAAUCUAACGACGAACAGAGCGAUGGAAGUGAUGAGGAUCUGGUGAUUAUUCGGGAAAAAGCCAAAAGGCGAAAUGGUUACAGAACUACCAGAAUCCGAACGAAACGGAGAAUAAGAACACCAAUACAAGAAGAAUCCGAAGUAGAUUUCUUGGACGAUCCAGAUGACCUAGAAGAACAUUAUGUAGCGAAAAAUUCCAGGGUGAGAUCGACUAAAGCAAAGGAGAUGGGACAAGAACGUCACCGAGACGGCAGAACCCAAUCAGGGAUAAGAAGAGACGUGCUGAAGGAAAUAUCUGAUUCGCUACGCCACGAAAGAGAGAUGUACGCGAAUGACAUACGAGAUCAAAUUCUUUUAGAUAUCACGAGUACAUUGCAACGUCGCAACAGGUCAAGCAGUGAAACAAGAAAUUCCACAUCUGGAUUCCGAAGAGAUAUACUGCAGGAUAUCUCGAACGCAAUAGGAAGACGAGGGAGAACAACAAGCGAAACCCAGUUGAACAGAAAUGAUCCUCAAGAAUAUCUCAUACGAGAAAUAGCAGAUUCCAUUUUGGAUCAACAUCAGCUGGAAAAACAAGAAACAUUGUCUAGUGGAUCACCUGUUAGAUCCAAAACUAAACAAGAAAUCAUGGAAGAAAUUGUCGAUUCAUUAAACCGAUCAAACAUCGAUACGAGAAGAAAAGCUUCCUCCGAAAAACCAAGCAGGGCAACUAGUGAAUCUAGGAUAUCUAAAUCAGGGCUACGUCGCGAAAUAUUAGAAGAGAUAGCAUCAUCCAUGGCAAAAAGUAAAAACAUCACAAGCGCUUCUAGGGUCUCCAAAAAGAAGGGCAGAACUAGAAGCGAAUCUCGAUCGACAAGAUCUGGACUAAAGCGAGAAGUUCUGCAAGAAAUCGUAUCCUCAUUCAACGAAUCUCCAAAGAAUGAUAAAGCAAAAGAAGAACAACUUGUUCAGCAAAUGUCACGCAAUUUGAAAGCCAGAUCUGCGAAAAACGUUUCUGAAGAUGAAUUGAAGCGAGAAAUAUUACAAGGUUUAUCUGCCGUUGUCGAUCGAAAUGACAUUAGUCCAAGCGACGAAGAAUACACUGAUGACAGUCUGGACAAUGUUAGUCCAAAUUCUGAAUCUCUCAGCAAAGAAAAAUACCAUUCCGAAAUAGAUUUGAGAGAUUCUCAAGACAAACCGAAGAACCAACUUAGCAAGUCUAGGAGCCAAACGGAUUUGAACCGAAUUAAUAAGAAAACCAAAGUAGAAUCAAAACAACAAACGGAAGUGAAAGCAGGUAAGGAAGAAGUUAAAAAUACGAAACAGCCCAAAAGGCAAUCCAGAUAUAUGGAAUGGUAUAGCAAGAACAAUAAACCGAAGGAAAAAACGAAAAAGAAAAUGACGGAACAAAUAGAGAGCGAUCCUUCAACUGAGCAAAUUAGCAAAGAGUUAGAGAAACAAAAAGUCGAGGCAAAAAUUUCCCAGAGACUGCUGAAAGAUACAGAAUCUAGCGCUCGUAAGAAGCAGAUGAAGAAGAAAGCACCACUAGGUCCCGAACAUCCUCUUCUGCAACACUCGGAACAUAGAUUCGAAGUUCAAUACCCAAGGAGAGCUGAAGAUGAUGCGGAUUCUGGUAUUGCCAUGACGCGUCCUGCUAUUGCUCAGAAGAAAAGUGUUUUCACCAUAGCAUACAAUGACAUGCACACCAGUCAGAUACACGACAAUCCCACAGCUACUCCGCCAUGAGUGGUGGAAUUGGACAAAGUUUAUCUGAAAGAGAAUAGGGUACCAAAUCAGAGAUUUGUAAUAUAUUAGCUUUAAGACUGAAAGUUUGAUUAUCUUGUAAAUACCUACUGUUAUUUAUAUUCACUCACUUUUAUUUGUAAGUUUUCAAAAGAGUUUCAGAAAAAAUUAUCAAUUGGU
Molecule: messenger RNA, 5296 nt
Organism: Coccinella septempunctata (seven-spotted ladybird)
Lineage: Eukaryota; Metazoa; Arthropoda; Insecta; Coleoptera; Coccinellidae
Product: cadherin-86C-like
Exons: 14
Coding region: 284-5119 (1611 amino acids)
Biological process (GO): homophilic cell-cell adhesion
Cellular component (GO): catenin complex; plasma membrane
Molecular function (GO): cadherin binding; calcium ion binding
Source: RefSeq, a predicted model, not a curated record